AUGUCGUCACAAGUUUAUAGAUCCACCAGGUCCAGCCAGCCAGAGGAACUCUCCUUUGAGGAUGUGGUCAUGACCGGGUUGGCCCCCGAUGGAGGUCUUUAUUUGCCCUCUUCAAUCCCACAAUUACCAUCCAACUUCACUGAAACUUGGAAAGACUUGUCAUUCAACGAGUUGGCCUUCGAGAUUUUAAGAUUGUACAUCAACGAACUGGAGAUCCCAAGCGACGACUUAAAGGACUUGAUCAAGAGAUCGUAUGCUACAUUCAGAUCUGAUGAAGUUACACCAAUUAAGAAAUUGGACGACAAUUUACACAUUUUGGAGUUAUUCCAUGGUCCAACAUAUGCCUUUAAGGAUGUUGCACUUCAAUUUGUGGGAAACUUGUUUGAGUAUUUCUUGGUGAGAUGCAACAACAAGAAGAAGGAAGGUGAGCCAAGAGACAUCAUUACCGUUGUUGGUGCCACCUCUGGAGAUACUGGUUCUGCUGCCAUUUACGGAUUGAGAGGUAAGAAGGAUGUUUCUGUGUUCAUCUUGUACCCCACUGGAAGAAUUAGUCCUAUUCAAGAAGAGCAAAUGACUACAGUUGAAGACGCCAAUGUACACACCCUUUCCGUUAAUGGUACUUUUGACGAUUGCCAAGAUAUUGUCAAAUCAAUCUUUGGUGACAAGGAGUUCAACGACAAAUACCAUGUUGGUGCAGUCAACUCCAUCAACUGGGCAAGAAUCUUGGCACAACAGACUUACUACUUCUACUCCUACUUCCAAUUGCAAAAACAACUCGGUGGAAACUCAAAAGUCAGAUUCGUUGUUCCAUCAGGUAACUUUGGAGACAUUUUGGCAGGUUACUAUGCAUACAAGAUGGGAUUGCCAGUGGACAAAUUGAUUAUUGCCACAAAUGAAAACGAUAUCCUUGACAGAUUUAUGAAAUCUGGAGAAUAUGCAAAGCAGCAAGAAGUCGGUGUCAAGGUCACCUACUCGCCAGCCAUGGACAUUUUGAUCUCGUCCAAUUUUGAAAGAUUGUUGUGGUACUUGAUCAGAGACAAUGUUGCCAACGGCAAUGACGAGAAAGCCGGCGAGAUCUUGAGCGGAUGGAUGAAAGAGUUGAAGGAAAACGGUAAAUUUACAGCACCUCAAGAAGUUGUUGAAAAAGCCAGAGUUGUUUUCGACUCCGAUAGAGUCAGCAACGAGGACACCAUCAAGACCAUCAAGGAAGUGUAUUCAAACAACCCAGAAAAGUACAUCAUUGACCCACACACAGCAAUUGGAGUCAAGACAUCCUACAGAUUCAUCGAAAAAGAACCUAAAGCAGAAUACAUCUCGCUCUCGACUGCCCAUCCAGCCAAGUUCUCCGAGGUUGUCAACAAGGCACUCGAGUCGUUUGACGGUUACUCUUUUGAGAAGGAUGUACUUCCAGCAGAGCUUAAGGCUUUGAGCACCAAGGAAAAGAGAAUCAAGCUCAUUGACGAGCCAAGCAUCGAAAAGGUGAAACAGGCCAUCAAAGAUGAGUUGAAGUUUUAA
Messenger RNA from Lodderomyces elongisporus, 1515 nucleotides. RefSeq names its product threonine synthase (gene THR4). The record is from RefSeq and is a predicted model, not a curated record. Gene Ontology annotation, molecular function: pyridoxal phosphate binding; threonine synthase activity. Gene Ontology annotation, biological process: L-threonine biosynthetic process. NCBI's taxonomy places the organism in Eukaryota, Fungi, Ascomycota, Pichiomycetes, Serinales, Debaryomycetaceae. The transcript has a single exon. The coding region runs from base 1 to 1515 and encodes 504 amino acids.